AUGGAGCUUACAGACGUGGUCGACUGGCCGAGGAACGCUGAGAUAAAAACCUCCUUCUCGGGAAAACUCAGAAACCUCUGCCCGCUCUGUAGCAGCAUUAGUCACCUGCCCGACCUGGCGAAAGGCGUCCUGAAAACAGCAGAAUUCAACCAGCUCCCAGCAGCAGUGGACAAGAUAAGGAGCAUGCUUGAUGAGCUCAAGAAGACAAGGAUGAAAGACCAAGCUUUACUGGAGAACUCCUACAAGGACAUCAUAACUGAAAUCAAUGCUCUCCGCAAUGAUAUAAACACCAUCCUAGACCAGCUUCAGGAAAAGACAGUUAAACAGUUGGAUAGUUUGAUGAAAUAUUUAGAGAAAGAUGUGAAAGAUGAUUUGGAAACUUGUGUAAAUACGAAUGACCAGCUCAAGACCAUGGUGAAUACACUACAGCAGAGUACUAGCAAACACAAGGAGAUCAAUCUUUACAUAGGAUUCAGAAAAUGUCAGACCAAGUUGAAUGAGACAAAGAGUCUGGUGCAAAAAAUACAGAAAAAGCCAAAAGAAGGGAUCAGGUUCAAAUCUGAUGAAAGUGUGUUAUCUUUUCUUAGAAACCUUGACAGCCUUGGCAAUGUUGAUAAUGUACACUCCAUGUCAAAAACAACAGAUACCGUCCAUGUGUAUAAGAUUCAAAGUCAACAACGCUAUAAUGUUAAAAUAAAAGAAGACCAAAAAGAUUGCUAUAUUGUAAGUAUUUGUGAGUUGCCCAGUGGAGAGGUGGUCAUUACUGACGAAAUAAACAUAAGAGUGAAGCUUUUGAACCAGCAAUACAAGGUCAUUGAUCACUGUGAUCUUCCUGCUACUCCUAAAGGUGUGUGUCAUACUACUGGCAACGAGUUUGCUGUAGCUGUUGAUAAGACUAAGGUUUUACAUGAGGUCCACUUCCUUACAGUGACCAAAGGGCAGCUACAGACAGUGAGAAAGUUCACCACAAACCAUAAGUGCCACACCAUUGCCCACCACCAUAGCCAUAUGUAUGUGGGCUCCUAUGAUACCCUGUACCUGUACACAAUGGAUGGAGACCUAAAGAGGAAGAUAUAUGAAGAAAAGUCUAGUGGCGGCACAGUGUAUCGAUUUGCUUUUAGUCCUGAUGGAGAGAGAAUUUAUGUUGCAAAUAGCCAUGAACAUAAAUUAGUAACACUGGAUAAAGUUGGACAAGUGCUAUCUACAUUAGAAGACCCUGAAUUACAGUGGCAUACUGGAGUAUGUGUAAGCCCCAGUGGCCAUGUGUUUGUGUGUGGUGCUAAGUCUCACACUGUUUUACAGGUAGACCGAGAAGGGAGACAGAAGCUGGCCACAGUUGUCAGGAAGGCUGAUGGCUUGUAUUCGCCGCGGUCAGUUUGGUUCAAUGAACAAACCUCCAGCCUCAUUGUUGGGAAUGCUGAUAGUGACAGUAUCGUUGUUUUUAAGUUGUGUGUUGAGUUUUGA
Molecule: messenger RNA, 1464 nt
Organism: Mya arenaria
Lineage: Eukaryota; Metazoa; Mollusca; Bivalvia; Myida; Myidae
Exons: 2
Coding region: 1-1464 (487 amino acids)
Biological process (GO): protein polyubiquitination; proteasome-mediated ubiquitin-dependent protein catabolic process
Molecular function (GO): ubiquitin protein ligase activity; protein binding
Source: RefSeq, a predicted model, not a curated record